AUUUAUUCAGGCUUUUUUUUUGUACAACAAGGAGUCAUUUGUAAGCAUUGGAAACUUUUAUUUUACUACUAAACAAGUUGUUGGUGGCUGUCGUGGCCGACCACUUGAGCGAAUGGGGUAACAGACGAAAAAGGAGGGCAAGAGGACGACUGAAUCUGGCACGCAGUGAACGUGUUCGCGCCGCUGCCGCCCUGCCAGAGGAUUUGUGCCUGUUGCACUACACCUGAGUAAAGAGGCCGACAGGACGACUGAAUCUGCUUCUCACCAAACUUGAUGGACCUCUUCAGGAAGAAGAGCGGCUUCAGUGGGCAGCUUCUAACUGACCUUUUACGUCAGACAAGGACCAGUGAGCCCACAGACAUCAGGUGUCUUUGUCUUCGGGGACUGCCAGUCAUCUUGGGGUAUGACCCAUCUGCGUUCUUCAAAACCUGUUCGGCUGCAACUGACAAGGACAGUGAAACUCCAGUGGGAAUCCUCUGCAUUGACGAGCAGCCUCAACUCAACCCAUCCAGAGUGAGCGUCAUCUUGGAAGGACUUGUGGCGAUGGAGGAGCUGGCCAACCUGCCACAGGCUUUCUGUGUCCUUUUGGGACGGAUUUAUGCAUUGCACUUGGAUUACCCCAAGUGCUUGAAAAACACCCUCCUCUUCAUUCAGCAGGUCAUGCUAAACCUGGGCACAGGAUGAAGGAUUCCGGGGGAUUCUUGGUCCUGCCGUGGUCCAACAGUGGUGCCGCCGCAGAGCCGGGAGAGGAGAACCGGACCGGACUGCUGCUGAGAUGUGGAGCAGUCCUGGGACUCAGCCUGAUCUGUUUUGCAGUGAUGAGGAGGUGGAUAGCUGGAGGAGUAUGCCGUUGUUCAGUUCGCCUGGAUGGAAAAACCGUUUUGAUCACUGGAGCAAACACAGGCAUCGGCAAAGAGACGAGCAGAGAUCUAGCACGCCGAGGAGCACGGGUUGUGAUGGCCUGCAGAGAUCUGACCCGAGCGGAGCGGGCAGCUGAGGAGAUCCGGCGGUCCACAGGAAACGGAAACGUGGUGAUCAGACACCUGGACCUGUCCUCGCUGUAUUCCGUCAGGCAGUUCGCCAAAGACUUCCUGGACAGUGAGGACAGACUAGACAUCUUGAUCAACAAUGCAGGAGUGAUGAUGUGUCCAAAGUGGUUGACAGAAGAUGGCUUUGAGACUCAGCUGGCCGUCAAUCACCUGGGUCACUUUCUAUUGACGAAUCUUCUGCUGCCAAAGCUGAAGAGCUCCGCCCCCAGCCGCAUUGUCAACGUGUCGUCCAUUGCACACCGAGGAGGUCGUAUCGACUUCGAGGAUUUGUUCUUCAGCAGAAGGCCCUACAGCGCUCUGGAGAGCUACAGACAGAGCAAGCUGGCCAACGUGCUGUUCUCCAGUGAAAUCGCCCGGCGACUCAAAGGUUCUGGCGUGACGUCCUUCUCGCUGCAUCCCGGAGUGAUCCGCACUGAGCUGGGCCGACACGUGGAGGGCUGGUUCCCCAUGCUGGGGGCGAUCCUGAGGCUGCCAUCGCUGCUGCUCAUGAAGACACCGUGGCAGGGUUGCCAGACCACCCUCUACUGCGCGGUGACACCAGGACUGGAAGACCGAAGUGGGCAAUACUUCAGUGACUGUGCAGAGCAGCAGGUGGCACCAGAGGGGCGGGACGAGGCAACGGCCAGGAGACUCUGGGAGGAGAGCGCGAAAUUGGUGGGAUUGAAGGAAACAUGCUGAGCUGCAGCGCCCCUUCAGGACAGAAAUGACUGAUGUAGUAAUUCCAAUGUUUUCUCUGUUUGAUCCAACGACACCUACUAGAAAUAGACAGUGAAGUUAUGGUGAGUGUAGCUUUACUGUUCAGGCUAAAAUCAGCAUGUUUUUUUUAAUCGAAAUUCAGAAGAAGAUGUUUUGUUGUUGUUGAUGAUGAUGAUGUUUACU
Molecule: messenger RNA, 1928 nt
Organism: Salarias fasciatus (jewelled blenny)
Lineage: Eukaryota; Metazoa; Chordata; Actinopteri; Blenniiformes; Blenniidae
Gene: crdhl
Product: retinol dehydrogenase 12
Exons: 12
Coding region: 681-1727 (348 amino acids)
Source: RefSeq, a predicted model, not a curated record